Molecule: messenger RNA, 885 nt
Organism: Hordeum vulgare subsp. vulgare (domesticated barley)
Lineage: Eukaryota; Viridiplantae; Streptophyta; Magnoliopsida; Poales; Poaceae
Product: probable calcium-binding protein CML15
Exons: 1
Coding region: 96-665 (189 amino acids)
Molecular function (GO): calcium ion binding
Source: RefSeq, a predicted model, not a curated record
GAUCCUCAUCAACCCGCCUGUUAACCUCGCACAAGACAAGAUCAUCACCCAACCCCAAGUUUCCGUCCACCCCUCCAUCCCGCAGCGACAACACCAUGGGCAAGAUGCGGUCACUCUUCUCACGGAGCCGGAGCGGCAACGGUGGGAGCCGGCGGUCCACCUCCUCCUCCAGGUCGUCAGCGCCGCCGUCGCCCGCGCGCGGGGCCUCGAGGGAGGACGAGAUGGAGCGCGUGUUCCGCAAGUUCGACGCCAACGGCGACGGCAGGAUCUCGCGGGCGGAGCUGGCGGCGCUCUUCGAGAGCGUGGGCCACGCGGUCACCGACGACGAGGUGGCGCGCAUGAUGGAGGAGGCCGACGCAGACGGCGACGGCUACAUCAGCCUCGCCGAGUUCGCCGCCAUCAACGCCGCGCCCGACGCAGCCGUCGAGGAGGACCUCCGCCACGCCUUCCGCGUCUUCGACGCCGACGGCAACGGCGUCAUCUCCCCCGCCGAGCUCGCGCGCGUGCUGCGGGGGCUCGGCGAGGCCGCCACCGUCGCGCAGUGCCGCCGCAUGAUCGAGGGCGUCGACCGCAACGGCGACGGCCUCGUCUCCUUCGACGAGUUCAAGCUCAUGAUGGCCAACGGCGCCGGGUUCGCCAUCGCCCAGGGCAACGUCCGCGCCUGAAGACCGUCCGUCUGUUCCUACAUUCUUUUGCGAGACCGUGUAAAUACGCCCGACCACCCACCGCCAAAUACUUACUUACUACUACUAGCUUUAUACAUAGUCGCAGAUCACACCAACAUUAUCGGUGUGCGAUUAAUUUUGAUGUAUAUAUGUUAUCGGAAUUGCUGUAUCGACGCUGAAGAAUAAUCCUCUAAUGUCGAAUUUUAUGUGCACUUAUCUA